ACUUAUGGAGAAAACAAAAGCGAGCAGAGAAAGCGCGCGCGCACAGAUUAUUCCGUCGGUUUCUCCAUGUUUGUCAGAAGAGUAAAAUCGUAGUUUAACACACACUAUCGCGCAUUUACCGUGAAGCGUUGGGAGGAUUGUUCUUUUUGGUUAGUGGCUCUCACGCUGUUGUUUUUCUUUCAUUUCAAAACGCGGAAGUGGAUUGACAGGGAGCUAGAAUCCACAGGUCUCCAUGUCUCUGUGAAGAAGUCCGGAUUCGCCAUGAAAACACCAUUCAUUCGGAGUAUCUGAGAAACUGGGGGCGGAUAUAACUGAAAAUCACACUGGACUCUGAUUGAUACAUAGCCUAUUCUUGCGGAAGGCCCUAUCCUAGACACCGCCCUCUCGCUCGAUCUCCGAGUAUGAGAACUCUCACGGCGGCUCUGGUGCCUUCUGUCUCACUCCUAAUACUAUCAGUGCGGCUGAGUGUGUCGGUGUGUGUGGAUGGUGACUCGGACACAGAGGCCGUGCUGGGGAAUCCCAUGAAGCUCACCUGUAUCUCGUGCAUGAAGAGGGAGGACAUCAAAGCAGAAACGCGUGUCUUCUGGUCCUACAUCCAGGAUGGAGAGGAGAUCUCUAUCUUUGAGUAUGACAACGGCCCCAGAGAGCUGGAGAGCCCCCUGAAGGGUCGCCUCCAGUGGAGGGGCAGUAAGGACCUACAGGACCUCUCCCUCGGCAUCACCAACAUCACGCGCAAUGACUCAGGCACCUACCAGUGUGUGGUCUUCCGCCUUUUUGAGUUUGACUCCUUUACCCCCUCUGUCACAAUCACCAGAAUCAUCAAGCUAGAAGUCAAAGACAAAGCCAGUUUAGACCCGACGGCGCUGUACUCAGAGAUCAUGAUGUAUGUUCUACUGGUGUUCCUCACUCUCUGGCUGCUGGUGGAGAUGGUCUACUGCUACAGGAAGAUCUCCAAGUCAGAUGAGAUGGCGCAGGACGCCGUGACAGACUACCUUGCCGUCCCCUCUGAUAAAGACCCGUCGGGCCCAGCAGCGUCCGAGUAGAGCUGCUGGUCUCAUAUAAACACCCCCCACCGCAGCGCUACAGAACCACGGUACUCCUGAGACCAGCGGAGGGAGACAGAGGAGGAAAAGCCGCAGCCUCGCCACCCUCUCCACCGCCGCACCAGGACGAUCUCUGGCUCACUCUCCUCUCUCUCAGUGUCCCCGGGAACGCCCCGCCUUUUUCAUCUCUCUCUUGUCCGCUCUGUUUGUCUCUGUGUCCCUCAGAGCUGGCUCAUUGUGACCUGACAAUAAUCUGAGUGCGUUUGUGUAAUAAUCUUGGUGCAUUUGUGUUUGCUAUUCGCUACCGCGGAUCACCAGACAUUUUGUGUUCAGAUUAACACCUUUUCUCCUAAUGGGAAAAAACACUUUUGAUAAAAAAAAAAAAAACAAUCUGAAUGCUUAAGUUUAAAGCUCCUGUAUAAUUGUUUGUUUUCUUAACGUUUUUAUAUAUCAAAAGCUUCAUUUCGUAAGCCUUUUGCAAUUUUAUUACUGUCUGUAGAGUAUUAAUAUCAAAUGUGUGUAUGUAAGCCUUGUGGAGAGCAAGUGUGUUACUAUAUUGCAUUUAAACAUUACCUGCUGAAUUUAAACAUGUGUGUGACAAUCUAUUCUUUGAAGGGUUUGCAGAAAGAUGUCAGGGAUUGAAGAGCUAAUCCUUCACAGGUUCAGUGUGUCCUCUUAGCUCCCAUGGUGACCGUCACCUGUCAUGGCCUCCUCAUCCAUCCUGUUCACACACACCCUCUUGGUCCAACACAAACACACACACACACACACACACACACACACACACACACACACACACACACACACACAACCUGAGAUCAGACAAAGCUAUCUGCCCCAACACAAACCUUACAGGAUUAAUCAGCCUAACAUACAUGUUGAUAAUGUUUUUGUACACAUUUGAUUUUAAUUUAAGCCUUUCUUAAGAUGCAUGUAAUUCUCUGUAUCUGUUCUGAAUUAUUAUAUAUAAUUUCUAGUUUUUAAUCUUCCUUUUAAUGGUGAAUUUAAAGCAUGCAGAAGAUGAUACAAUCUGUAAUUUACAUGAUACAAUCUGUAAUUUUACAACAUAAUAACGCGUGUGAUUGGAGUGAUUUAUGGCAAAAAAAUAUGUGCCUAUUUAUAUCAACAACUGACUGCAUUAAAUGGGACAUUUUUGACCAGAGACUAAACAAUUUAACUAUUAAAUGUUAAAUUAUACAGAAAGAUUUAUUUGACCUAUAUUCAAUUCGAUAGGGUGAAAGAUGUAAUUUCUGAUGUAAUUUCUUUAGUUUCAAAACAGUCAUUUUUGGGCAGAACACAACAUGAGGUUGUAACAACAUGGCAUUUACCGUCUGGCUGAGCUGAUGUUCGGACCUAUCCCAACUCCCGAGUGGCACCUACUUUCAUUGGUAUUCUAGAAUCAACUGACUUACAAAACAGGGCACCGUCUGAUCUGUGCUUCUUACGGAAAAUGCUUCCAAGUUCUUCACGUCAGACCCUACACCUGCUGCCUCACCUCAGACAGUACAUCCGUUAUGACGUCAGCCUGCAUCAUCAUCAUCAGAGUCAUUAGCUGUGCAAAUCACUGCUUGACCUUCUUUGGAGAUCAGAGUCAAUGACAAGUGUUUUCAUGUUUUCUUUCUGAAGUCAUCAAGAGCCUACUGUAUGUACUCUCAAAGAUCAAGGUGAAUAUAUGGUACAGCUGUAUAAUAAAAGACUGAACACAA
Alosa alosa (allis shad) is the source of this 2749-nucleotide messenger RNA. It is a transcript of the gene scn3b, whose product is annotated as sodium channel, voltage-gated, type III, beta. Gene Ontology annotation, molecular function: sodium channel regulator activity. Lineage: Eukaryota; Metazoa; Chordata; Actinopteri; Clupeiformes; Clupeidae. Bases 402 to 1043 code for a protein of 213 amino acids. Gene Ontology annotation, biological process: regulation of heart rate by cardiac conduction; ventricular cardiac muscle cell action potential; sodium ion transport. The transcript is spliced from 7 exons. The record is from RefSeq and is a predicted model, not a curated record. Gene Ontology annotation, cellular component: voltage-gated sodium channel complex.